UCCCCCUCCUCCUCCCGCGUCCCCUUCUCUCUCCUCCUGCUCGCCUCCUUAGGCUCCACCACUCCCGCCCAGCGCGUCCGCGGCAGGGAGGGGCCGGGAAGGAGGAGCCAGUGGUGGCCGAGAUCCCGGCCCCCGCAUGGUUCCCGGGCUGGAGCAGUGAUCCCGGCGCGCCCAGGUUCCUUCCGAAAGCGAGCUGGAGUCUGUGCUUGGCCGCCUGCGGGGAGCGGGGGCGGGGGCACGGCUAGAAAGAGCCAGAGGAAUCCAUAGGCAGAGCUGGGGAUCUGACCAGCACAGACAUGCCGGUGCUGUCUGAGGACUCUGGUUUACACGAAACCCUGGCACUGCUGACCUCUCAGCUCAGACCUGACUCCAACCACAAGGACGAGAUGGGCUUCCUGAGGGAUGUUUUCAGUGAAAAAAGCCUCAGUUACUUAAUGAAGAUUCACGAGAAGCUUCGUUAUUACGAGAGGCAAAGUCCAACCCCGGUUCUGCACAGUGCUGUGGCCCUUGCUGAGGAUGUGAUGGAGGAGCUGCAGGCCUCCUCUGUGCACAGCGAUGAGAGGGAGCUCCUGCAGCUGCUGUCCACCCCCCACCUCAGGGCCAUGCUCAUGGUACAUGACACGGUUGCCCAGAAGAAUUUCGACCCUGUUCUGCCCCCUCUACCUGAUAGUAUUGAUGAGGAUUUUGAUGAAGAAUCAGUGAAGAUCGUCCGCCUGGUGAAGAACAAGGAACCCCUGGGUGCCACCAUCCGGCGGGAUGAGCACUCGGGGGCUGUCGUGGUGGCCAGGAUCAUGAGAGGGGGUGCAGCAGACCGGAGCGGCCUGGUCCACGUGGGAGACGAGCUUCGAGAAGUGAAUGGGAUCACAGUCCUGCACAAGCGGCCUGACGAGAUCAGCCAGAUUCUGGCGCAGUCCCAGGGAUCCAUCACCCUGAAAAUCAUCCCAGCCACCCAGGAGGAGGACCGGUUAAAGGAGAGCAAGGUGUUCAUGCGGGCCCUCUUCCACUACAACCCUCAGGAGGACCGGGCCAUUCCCUGCCAGGAGGCAGGCCUGCCCUUCCAGCGAAGGCAGGUCCUGGAGGUGGUGAGCCAGGAUGACCCCACAUGGUGGCAGGCCAAGCGAGUGGGGGACACCAACCUUCGAGCUGGCCUUAUCCCCUCCAAGCAGUUCCAGGAAAGGCGCCUAAGCUACCGAAGAGCCACGGGUACCCUUCCAAGCCCCCAGAACCUCAAGAAGCCCCCCUAUGAUCAGCCUUGUGACAAAGAGACCUGUGACUGCGAGGGGUACCUCAAAGGACAUUAUGUGGCUGGUCUUCGGAGGAGCUUUCGGCUGAGCCGCAGGGAGAGAUUGGGAAGCCCACAGGAAGGAAAGAUGUCCACAGUAGCUGAGUCUCUGGAGCUGCUGACCUAUGAGGAGGUGACCAGGUACCAGCAGCAGCCAGGCGAGCGGCUGCGCCUCGUGGUUCUGAUUGGGUCUCUGGGAGCCCGACUGCAUGAGCUGAAGCAGAAAGUGGUGGCAGAGAACCCACAGCACUUUGGUGUUGCCGUGCCACAUACCACCAGGCCCCGAAAGAGCCAUGAGAAGGAGGGGGUGGAAUAUCACUUUGUGUCUAAGCAAGCUUUUGAGGCCGACUUACAUCACAACAAGUUCCUGGAGCAUGGUGAAUACAAGGAAAAUCUCUAUGGAACCAGCCUGGAUGCCAUUCAGGCUGUGAUGGCCAAAAACAAAGUCUGUUUAGUGGAUGUGGCGCCGGACGCAUUGAGACAACUGAGGACCUCAGAAUUCAAACCCUAUGUUAUAUUUGUGAAGCCUGCAAUUCAGGAAAAAAGGAAGACACCACCCAUGUCUCCAACUUGUGAGGACACAGCAGCUCCACUUGUGAGUGAUGAGGAGCAGCAAGAAAUGGCCACCUCCGCUGCCUUCAUAGACCAGCAUUACGGGCACCUGGUGGAUGCCGUGCUGGUGAAGGAGGACCUCCAGAGCGCACACAGCCAGCUGAGAGGGCUCUUAGAGAAGCUGAGCAAGGACACGCACUGGGUACCUAUUAGUUGGGUCAGGUAACUGUAUCCUAGAACAUCCAGGUUGGAGGGGACCUGGAAGACCACCUAGUCCAGCCAUGUUACCAUCAAGGAAUUGUAAGUGUGGAGAGGGGCGGAAUUUUCCAUAAACUCCAUCAUCAAGAAGAGUGGGAAGUCCUGUUUGGUGGGUUUUUGUCUAUUGUUUUUCACUGCACCCCUUUGGAGAAGAAAACAUGAGUGGAAAGGGGGCGUAUCACAAAAUAACAUGUCAUUUAUUAAAGUAUCACAGGCAAGUUGAUCCUGAUUCUUUGUAUCAAAGUUAAGUAGCCACUGUCUUUGGGGGGUGGUGAAUGUAUACAGUACCUAUUUGCAGAGAUGUAAGCUUUAGAAAGACACUUCAUUUAUCCAGCUUUGUUGGAAGUUGAGUUGUUUUACCCAAGGGCAUUUUCCCAUGUAACUGAAGUUCCCCUGUCUUCAAGCACCAAAACGUUGAUUUUUAACCUCGGUGAUGCUUGCCUGGCAAUGGAAAACUUGGUUCUCUGACUUCUCAAAUAGUGAGGAUACAUGAACAUUUUUGGAAGACUGAGGCACACUUCACUGUCAUCAUGAAUUUCUAGAUAUAGGCGUGUUUUCAGGGACUCUUAAGGAAGGUAAGGCUGCUUGUCCCCUUUCUAAAUACCCUCAGACUCCUACAACGGAGUCCUUGCUUUGUUUGAUUUGUUCGAUUCCGUCACUUGUCCCUCUCGUUAUUGACAGCUGCCCUGGUUCUUGCCUGCCCCUACCUUCAGAUUAUAGGGGCUCCUGUCAUGCUAGAUCAUGGGAAACCAGAUGAUCCACUCCCCUCCCCCCCAAAAACUGUUUAAGCCACGAUACAUCAGUCCUGACUGUAAAAAUCAAAUCGUAUAGACUGAGUAUGGGCCUAAUGGGUUGUUUCCGAGCAAAAGUGUUUAUCAUACAGGAUUUGUGAGAUAGCUUAGCUGCUCAGAGAAUUUUGUUUCUUAUUAAUAUCCAAUGUAUGUAUAUAAGUCUUUAUUCUGUGCCGGGAGCUAUGCUAAGGCCUUUAUGUACAUUACUUUGAUAAAUACUCCAAACCUAUUAUGGAAGAUUCUUAUCAGCUCCAUUGUAUAAUAAGAAAAACAAGGCUUAGAAAGUUUACAUAAUGUGUCCAAGCUUGCACAGUUUUAUUUUAUUUUGUUGGGGUGUUUUUUUUUUUUUGCAUAUUUUAUUUUACUUUAUUUUUUAUUAGUUUCAGGUAUCUGCACAGCUUUAACUAAAUGGUAGAGCUAUAGUGUUUGAGCCCAAGUCUUCCUAAUAUCAGAGAUGGUCAUCAAUUCCUAUACUAUACUGCCUCGUUCUUUUGUGGUCCCAUAAUUGUGGCUACUUGUACUUGCAAGUGAGGAAUGUGUUCACCGCUAGAAUUUACAAUACUAUGUAGCAUGGCUGUAACUUCUGAAAAGAGGCUGCAUAUAUGUGUAAUUUUCAAGAUAUUUUCCUCGAGAAAAAAAGGAGGCCAGGUUAAGGGUGAAGCACCAGGGACAUUUGCUGUCCGUUUAAAUUUUCGUUUUGCCUUGUAACACAAGGACGACUUUGUUGCUUUCUGGCUCACUAACCUGGUAGGUCCACCUAACAGGAUCACGUUCUUCAGAACUUCCUAGCAAUAGGAUGAAGACUUCUUUGCACUUACAGAGUACUGGAUUCUUAUCAAGUGACGUUAGUCUUGAGCUGUUUCACAUAGAACCGGGGCGGGAAGGGCAGCUGCCCCUUGAAGUGUGAAUGGUACAUGUGAAGUUGUGAGUAUUACAUAGGAGAGCUGUGAUCCAAAGGCAGCUCUCAGGCAAACACCACAUAUGUCAGAAUUACUCACCAUAAAUCCCCUACGGAGGCUCCCUGGUGGGGAUCCUAACCAUCUCUAACCAGGUCCCAUUUGGUGGUUUUUCCUCCAGUGUAGGAACACAGUGGUUGAGCACCAGAUGACUUUAUUUGUAUUUCAUACUACUCCACAGACUUCUUCUGCUUCUUAAUAUUUUUACACAAUUGUCAGAUGAAAUGAUCAUAAUACUCUUCAUGUGCAUUAUGAAGCAAGGCAUUGAAAUGUGAUGCUUGCUUUCCUUCCUGUCAAAGUAGCUUCCCCACCCCGAAGACAAGCUGUGUCUACAGCUGUUUGUCUGCUACUAAAUCUGUGAGAGUAGAAUGGAUAGGGCUCAGAUAGAGACAGAAGUCGUUUGUAAAGUGUUUCUGCUAUUUGUAACCAAGCAGAAAAGUGUUGGAAAAAAGACAUCCGUUUACAAAUAUAUAUUGGUGGGAUGUGGGCAAAUGCAAUUCCAACUCCCAUUCUAGCUAUUAAUACAUAUGUUCUGAGCUCCCGGGCAAAAAUUUCACAAAAGUUCAUCAGUUGGGUCCCCACACCAAAAAAAUCUCCUUAUUACAUACUCCUUGAGAUGUGUGCUCUAUGGAUUGUACCAAUGUCAACUUCUUGGUUCGAUAUUGAAUUAUAUAGUUACACAAGAUGCUAAUCCUGGGGGAAGCUGGUGAAGGGUGCAGGAGACACCCCGCGCCCCAUACAUUUGCUUGCAACUGCCAGUGAAUCUAAUUAUUUUAAAAUAAAAAGUUUAUUUAUUCGUGAUGAGAUCUUUUAAGAUCUACCAACUUUCAAAAUAAAAAGCUUAAAAAGUCAGGCUCAAAAACAGCAUGACCAGUCACAGAAGCCACGCACACGCGGUCUUGCCAUGUAUUUUGAUAUAUUUUUGACACUUUCACUGUUGCUGCUCCCUAUAAAUGAGCACAGUACAUGGAAAUGUCACUGAAGCAUUCUUUUCCAAUUCUGUGUAUUCACAGAGAAACUACUGGCAUUUGUUCUCUGUGCUGUCUGGACCUUAAUUUCAUCACAUGCUUUUGUUUUCCAUUUUGACAGAGCUGAACUUUUGGCUAGAUCAUCUCCCUACACCUAUUCCCCCCAGGAUGGUGGUGAUCGUGUAUGUUUUAAAAAGUUUUCUUUCAUUAAAACUUCUUUUCAUAGCC
Molecule: messenger RNA, 5035 nt
Organism: Rhinolophus ferrumequinum (greater horseshoe bat)
Lineage: Eukaryota; Metazoa; Chordata; Mammalia; Chiroptera; Rhinolophidae
Gene: MPP3
Product: MAGUK p55 scaffold protein 3
Exons: 20
Coding region: 297-2060 (587 amino acids)
Cellular component (GO): cell-cell junction; plasma membrane
Molecular function (GO): protein binding
Source: RefSeq, a predicted model, not a curated record